Messenger RNA from Tachyglossus aculeatus (Australian echidna), 612 nucleotides. It is a transcript of the gene RPS14, whose product is annotated as ribosomal protein S14. Gene Ontology annotation, molecular function: mRNA 5'-UTR binding; small ribosomal subunit rRNA binding; structural constituent of ribosome. Lineage: Eukaryota; Metazoa; Chordata; Mammalia; Monotremata; Tachyglossidae. The record is from RefSeq and is a predicted model, not a curated record. The transcript is spliced from 5 exons. The coding region runs from base 110 to 565 and encodes 151 amino acids. Gene Ontology annotation, biological process: ribosomal small subunit assembly; translation; maturation of SSU-rRNA from tricistronic rRNA transcript (SSU-rRNA, 5.8S rRNA, LSU-rRNA). Gene Ontology annotation, cellular component: ribosome; cytosolic small ribosomal subunit.
GGCCCACCCCCUGAGGGAGCACUUCCGGUUGGGCGGGGGUGACCCUACGGCUCCGGGAGGCCGCGGCCUUCUUUUCCGGUCUGGGCUGCAGGAGGAGGGACCCGCAGAAAUGGCACCUCGCAAGGGUAAGGAGAAGAAGGAAGAGCAGGUCAUCAGCCUGGGGCCUCAGGUGGCAGAAGGAGAGAAUGUAUUCGGAGUCUGCCACAUCUUCGCCUCCUUCAACGACACUUUUGUCCACGUCACGGAUCUCUCUGGCAAGGAAACCAUCUGCCGAGUGACCGGUGGGAUGAAGGUGAAAGCCGACAGAGACGAGUCUUCCCCUUACGCUGCCAUGUUGGCCGCCCAGGAUGUGGCCCAGAGGUGCAAGGAACUUGGCAUCACGGCCCUCCACAUCAAACUGCGGGCCACCGGGGGGAACAGGACCAAGACCCCAGGACCUGGUGCCCAAUCUGCCCUGAGAGCCCUCGCUCGUUCUGGCAUGAAGAUUGGGCGAAUUGAGGAUGUCACCCCCAUUCCCUCCGACAGCACUCGCAGAAAGGGUGGUCGCCGUGGUCGCCGUCUGUGAGCCCUGUUCCUGCAGAUUUUGUGGUCAAUAAACAGUGGAAAAAUCGA